Messenger RNA from Closterium sp. Yama58-4, 1080 nucleotides. Lineage: Eukaryota; Viridiplantae; Streptophyta; Zygnematophyceae; Desmidiales; Closteriaceae. The record is from the annotation of a GenBank genome assembly.
AUGGCGAAGCGCGGAUUUGACACAGAAUAUUCCGUUUUAGACGACGCGAGGGGCGAUUCGGAGGAGUGCAAACGGCACAAAAUCGAAACGGACGAUACCGUUGCCAGGCUUCAGGAGCUGUUGAACGUCCUCAGUAAGAAGGUGGAAACUAUUGAACACACCCUGGUUGAAGACAGAGAGGCGAGCAAGGCAAGAAUUCGACAGCUAGAGGAUGACCUAGCACGGGAGAGGAUUGCGAGGGAGAGGAUUGCGAGGGAGGAGAAGGAAUUGGAGGUGCAUGCGUUGUCAGCGCGACUGGCGCUGGCAGAGGAAGCGCUGGUUCUGCGGAAAGAGGACAUUCGGAAGAUUUGGGAGGCAAUUCCGGAAGCCGUUCGUCACCUUCCCACAGAAGAAGACAUGCAGCUCAUCACUCUCCACCCCGACACCACCGAACUCACGCUGAACGACCCUUCCCGCGUGACGCCCUUGGGUUUCCUUCGACUCUCCUGUAUGCGAUCCCUCAAGAGCAUCUCCGUUAUAGGCAAUCUCGAAAAGCCUGCUCUUCUGCGCCUCUACUCCAUGACAUGGCUGGAAGAGCUGCGACUGGAAUCGGUUUCCGAGCCCUUGUUGCCCGAAAUCGCGAAUCUUAAAGCCCUUCGCCACCUGGAGUUGCGUGAUACCCCGAUGUCAGGUAACGGGCUUGCUAACCUCACAACGCUGUCCUCGUUACAGAGUCUUGUUCUGUCUCAGCAAUUGUUGGGAGGAAGCUUCACAUCUGAUAGCAUGGUAUAUGUGGGGAAGCUGGGAAACUUGGAGCAUCUGGAUAUUGCAAACACCCAGGUCUGUGACUACGGGUUAUGGUGCCUUACCCCUCUGGUCAAGCUAAGAUGGCUCAGCCUUCCCCCGAAUAUCACGUAUCGGGGAAUGGAGUAUUUGAAGUGUUUCAGGUCUCUCAAGACCUUGCUGCUGAGGUUCCAGUUCUUUGUUGAAUGCCUGAAAGCAUUCCCUUGCCUUGAAAACGUUGGGGUAAGUGAUCAUCAGGCACUAGAAAAGGUGAAGCUGGUUCUUCCAGGCCUGAACUCGUUUGUUAUUGGGGCAUAA